CUUACGGGAUUUUUUUUAUCAACAACUGAAUGGAUUGUUUACUCAUUAUUUUCCUAACACAAUACUCUUUAACCGGUAUUUUACAUUCUUAUUUAAUUACUAAUGAUUGAACUGGAUGAAACGUAAAAUGCUGAUGCGAGUUAUAAUACUGUCUUCUAUCUUGGUGAAACUUAUAUCAGGAAUUUGCACCUGGCCUGAUGCGUUUGCUAAUACUGUUUAUGACGACAGUAGUAAAGGGGAGAUAACUUUUCAUACAGAUACACUAACUGGCUGGACCAUUAAGAUCACUGUAAUAACUGGCUCCCCGGAAUACGACACGUGGAGAUGCCACUCAACGGCAUUAUAUGAGUCGGAUAAUAUUUUGGUGAUGAUAUCUGAGAGCACAUUUGCACCAUUUGGGACACAGUUAUAUGGAUUUAUUUGUUUGAAACUCACCGAGAUUACACAAUCAUCAUAUAGAUACUACCUUAAUUACCGUGAGGAGCCUAACAUCGACAAUGAAAGGGUUGCAAUGUCUACGAACAGCAAUAGGGAUGACUGGGGUCUUUUAUGUAUGUUGGACGAUACUUACGCGUCAUAUCUUCCUGCAGAAUCAGAGUAUAGAGUAAUGCUUAAAAGUGACAGUGUUGCUUCAGCAAAGAUAGACUGUCCGUACGCAUUUCUUGGCUCUUAUGAUUACACCCACACUUCCUCUGAUGGAACCAUUACUUGCGAAUCUUCGAGUGACUCUCUAUCAACUUGUACCGAGAGCACCGAAAUUUCCUUUGAUUACAACACGUGUCCAACAAAAGUUGCAUAUUCAGUAUCCGACAGUGUCUGGUGUGUUGAUACAGUGCCCUCUGGCGGAAACAACUAUAUAACAGUGUAUAAUGGAUAUGACGCUGAUUCAGAUAUUGACAACACGAACGUUUACCGGUUUACUUGUAUUGCAAUAUCAGUUGAUGGUACGAUGGCUUCCAUUGCCCCUAACAGCUGCCGAAAGGAUCAAACACCGGACGCAUUACCCACACAAAACGGAGCUAACAUCGGCUCUACUUUGACUUUGACAAAAACUGCAGGUAAAUUGUUUUAUAUCUGCUAUAUCGUAUCUCUCUAUAAACGACAUUGAAAAGAGAUAUUAGUUCCUUUGUAAACACCAGCCAAAUUAAUAAAGAGAGAGA
Messenger RNA from Mercenaria mercenaria, 1160 nucleotides. RefSeq lists its product as uncharacterized. The transcript has 7 exons. NCBI's taxonomy places the organism in Eukaryota, Metazoa, Mollusca, Bivalvia, Venerida, Veneridae. Bases 116 to 1108 code for a protein of 330 amino acids. The record is from RefSeq and is a predicted model, not a curated record.